This is a messenger RNA of Zingiber officinale, 462 nucleotides long. RefSeq names its product pollen-specific leucine-rich repeat extensin-like protein 4. The transcript has a single exon. The coding region runs from base 1 to 462 and encodes 153 amino acids. The record is from RefSeq and is a predicted model, not a curated record. NCBI's taxonomy places the organism in Eukaryota, Viridiplantae, Streptophyta, Magnoliopsida, Zingiberales, Zingiberaceae.
AUGGCUUCGUCAGAGGUACCCACCCAUACAUUAUACACUGUAACACCCGUGGCAAACCCGAUACCUCCACCAACAGAGGUUGCGGUGUACCCAGCACCACCGCCACCUGGACCUACUGUGUACCCAGCACCAGCGACACUCGCGCCCCCAGUGCCUACAAUGUACCCAGCACCUGCACCAGCGGUACCGGUUGCUCCAUUUACGGUACCACCACCUACCGUACCUCCAGCCGUGACCACUCAUAUCGACCCUGUAGUACCACCAGUGGUACAUGCUCCAGCUUAUGCAGCAGCACCAGGAGUACCUCCCCCAAUCUAUCCAACGGUACCACCUGUAGCACCAGCUCCAGUGAUUCUGCCAGUUCCCACGUCGAUCCCUACCCACCUCACUGAUAUUGUCGCAGUACGAGCCCGGAUCCCAGCAUUGGCCGAGUCGAUUCACACUAUUCCGAGGAGAGACUGA